Molecule: messenger RNA, 2728 nt
Organism: Chenopodium quinoa (quinoa)
Lineage: Eukaryota; Viridiplantae; Streptophyta; Magnoliopsida; Caryophyllales; Amaranthaceae
Product: F-box protein At3g58530-like
Exons: 12
Coding region: 163-1263 (366 amino acids)
Biological process (GO): SCF-dependent proteasomal ubiquitin-dependent protein catabolic process
Cellular component (GO): SCF ubiquitin ligase complex
Molecular function (GO): protein binding
Source: RefSeq, a predicted model, not a curated record
UUAAAGAAUAAAAAAAAGCUAUAAUUAUGUUACGAGGGGAAAUAUAUUCACAAAUUUACCCUCGUUUACGUUCGUAUAUACACCCCGAUUUUGAGUGGUAAUCUAUAAAAAAAAUAGUCGACCCAAAUAAGCUCCAGCCCUUCCAUCCGAACAAAAAUAGAAAUGGAGCACAACUUCAAUGGCGGAGAAGAAGACUCACCAAAAUCAGUCGCACCAGAAGAAGAGCUUCCUCAGCUUCAAUGGAGGAAAGAGACUGUACCAAGGGUUUUCAUAAUCGUCAGCUCCAAGCUUCCUCAGCGCGACCUCAUCUCUCUCUUACUCGUUAGCCCUUGGCUUUAUCGCACUCUCGCCUCUAAUCCUUCUCUCUGGCAGGUUCUUGAUUUUCAUGAGUUGAACAAUGCCGGAAAUCGGCUAGUAGCUGCUCUUUCUCUGCCUAGGUAUAAGCAUGUGAAGCAAAUUAACCUUGAAUUUGCACAAGAUCUUGAAGACAAGCAUCUUGAACUCCUCAAAAAUAAGUGCUCCAGCUCUCUUCAGAAUUUAGAGAUACUGAACUUAAAUGGAUGCCAGAAGAUAUCUGAUCAAGGAGUUGAAGCCAUUACUAGCGCAUGUUCAAACAUGAGAGUCUUUUCAAUAUAUUGGAAUGUUAGGGUAACGGAUGUUGGCACGCAGCAUCUAGUUCAGAAUUGCAAACACGUUAUCGAUUUGAAUUUCAGUGGUUGUAAGAAUAUCUCUGACAAAAGUAUGCAACUUGUUGCUGACGCUUAUCAAAAACUCGAGUCAUUGAACAUUACAAGGUGCAUCAAGCUCAGUGAUAGUGGCUUGCAGUACAUACUGCGCAGUUGUUCCUCUCUUAAGAGCCUCAAUUUGUAUGCCUUGUCUAGCUUUACUGAUGAAGUUUACAUGAGUAUGUCACUUCUUACUCAACUCAGGUUCUUAGAUCUUUGUGGAGCUCAGAAUCUGUCUGAUCAAGGAUUAAUGUGCAUUGCCAAAUGCAAUUAUUUGGUCUACCUUAAUUUAUCUUGGUGUGUGCGUGCCACUGAUGCUGGAGUCAUUGCCCUAGCGGAAGGAUGCUCCUACCUUGAGCUGCUUAGCUUGUUUGGAAUUCUUGGGGUGACUGAUCAGAGCCUCGAAGCACUCUCAAGGUCAUGUUCGAGUACACUCAAAACUCUUGAUGUGAACGGGUGCAUUAACAUUAAGAGAAGAACCCGUGAAGAACUGCUUCAGCUGUUCCCACUUUUAGAGUGUUUUAAAGUGCACAGCUAGUGCAAUGCUUGUUGGACCACAUCCUGAUAUCAAUCUGUGUCUGGACAGUUUCUGCUUACAGCUUAUGAAAACGUGCUAACGAAUACAUUAGAGCACAUUCCAACUGUUGGAUGAAUCACCCGUAGUGUUUAUUGUGAUGCAGCAGCUUUUUCCCAGAAUACAAUUGUGGGAAAAGAAAUUUUACAUUCCAAUAGUGGUAGAAACUCAUGAGUCAUUGCCAUGAUAUGUUCAGUGAGUGAUUUUAUAUCUUCAUAAUAUGCAGUUUCACUAGGAAGUUGAUGUGCACUUAUUAUGGGGUGCUAAAUUCCUUUCCAAGUUUCCAGAUAUACACAAAUUGCAAAAUCGAAACAAAUCCAGAAUCAAUUGGAGUCUCCAAUGAAGAUGGAAGAGAAGCGUUCAGGUUCAACUUUUGGUUUUUCUCCCAUAACAUUGUUUCUAAUUAGAUGUAAUUUUUUAUUUUUUGUGUUUUUUUUGGAGAAACUUCGUAUUCAAUGUAUUGUGUGUUGAUAGGCAACUAUUUCUUAAGUGACACAGUAGGGCCUUUAUUAUUGAAUGAAAAUGUAUGUUGAAUGAGUGAGAUGUUUGAAUCGUUUGAUACAUCUUAUCUAUUUGGAAAUUUUGUCUAGAAAAACCUUUUGAAGUGAACUUUUUGUUCGGUGAAACCUUUUAAAUUUUUUUUGGCUAGGAGAAACCUGUUUAUAAAUUAUUUUUGUUGAGGACAACCAAGUGGCACUUUUCGAUGUUGACUCUCCUUUUUCCGGCAUUGACUCGCUUUUUUCCCACAUGUGCGUGUCACGUGCCUCCUAUUUUUCUAAUCACACCCCCUCUUUUCCUAAUUCCACUCAAAAUUCCCUCCAAUUAAACACACUCUCCCUCUCCUCUGUGAACAAGCAUCGAGGCAAUUAAUCACUUCUCUGCCAUGGCUGCUACAUCAUUAAGUCCAUGAAGUCCUCUUUGCCACAGGGUGGCCACACCCACACCUCAAAUCACCACCUAGAACCAUAAUUGCUGCAUAAUUGAGAAAAUUUUUAAAAGGGGGAAAACCCCUAAUUUUUUUUUCAACUAUCGAAAACAUGAGAGAUUGAUAAAUUAAGCACUUUCCUCUAGUCGAAACUUGUUGGGAAAGCCUUCAAUUGCUUCGAAUCAACUGAACUCCAACAAUGGCUGGUUCACAGAGAGGAGAGAGAGUGUGUUUAAUUGGAGGGAAAAUAGAUUGGAAUUAGGAAAAGGGGGUGUGAUUAGAAAAAUAAGAGGCACGUGACACGCACAUGAGGGAAAAAGGCGAGUCAACGCCGGAAAAAGGAGAGUCAACGUCGGAAAGUGUCACUUGGCUGUCCUCAACAAAAUAAUUUUAUAAACAGGUUUCUCCUAUCUAAAAAUUUUUUUAACAGGUUUUUCCGAACAAAAAAUUCACUUUAAAAGGUUUUUCCAGACAAAAUUUCCUAUCUAUUUUAGUACAUGUGUA